This is a messenger RNA of Colletotrichum orchidophilum, 1236 nucleotides long. Its product is annotated as glycosyl hydrolase family 10. Gene Ontology annotation, biological process: carbohydrate metabolic process. Gene Ontology annotation, molecular function: hydrolase activity, hydrolyzing O-glycosyl compounds; cellulose binding. The coding region runs from base 1 to 1236 and encodes 411 amino acids. The transcript has 4 exons. The record is from RefSeq and is a predicted model, not a curated record. Lineage: Eukaryota; Fungi; Ascomycota; Sordariomycetes; Glomerellales; Glomerellaceae. Gene Ontology annotation, cellular component: extracellular region.
AUGUACGCCAAGGCUGUCCUCGCGGUUUUGCUCGGCUCCGGCCUGGUGUCGGCUCAGCUCAACACCCUUGCCGUCCGCGCCGGGCUCAAGUACUUCGGUACGGCCGUCGAUGAGCGCCACACAACUAACGAUGCCGCUUACAUGGCCAUCGUUAACAACACCAGCGAAUUCGGCUCUUUGGUACCUGAGAACGGACAAAAGUGGGCGUAUACGGAGCCUACUCAAAACACCUUUUCCUACACCUCGGGAGAUAUUGUCCCCAACAUUGCAAAGGCAAACGGUCAGAUCUUGAGAUGCCACACAUUGACAUGGCACUCUCAACUCCCAAACUGGGUCUCGAGCGGAUCAUGGACUGCGGCGACCCUGACCGCUGUCAUCAACACGCACAUCUCCAACGUCUUGAAGCACUACCUCGGCCAGUGCUACGCCUGGGACGUCGUCAACGAAGCUGCAGCCGACGACGGAAGCUGGCGCACCAGCGUCUUCUACACCGUGCUCGGCACCGAUUUCCUUCCCAUUUCCUUCCGAGCUGCCAAGGCUGCUGAUCCAAUCGCCAAGCUGUACUACAACGACUACAACCUGGAGUACAACGGCGCAAAGACUGACCGCGUCUACGAGGCCGUCACCAUUGUCCAGAACGCCAGCGCCCCUAUCGACGGCGUCGGCUUCCAGGGCCACCUCAUCGUCGGCUCCACCCCGGGCCGCAGCGCCCUCGCGACCGUCCUCCGCCGGUUCACCGCCCUCGGCCUCGAAGUCGCCUACACCGAGCUCGACAUCCGCCACUCCAGCCUGCCCGCCUCCAGCGCCGCCCUCGUCACCCAAGGCAACGACUACGCCAACGUCGUCGGCUCGUGCCUGGACGUCAUCGGCUGCAGGGGCGUCACCAUCUGGGGCUUCACCGACAAGUACAGCUGGAUCCCCGAGACCUUUAGCGGCGCCGGCGAUGCUCUCCUCUGGGACGCGAGCUUUAACAAGAAGCCUGCGUACACCUCCGUCGCCUCUGUCCUUGCUGCUGCUGCUGCUCCCACUGGUAGUAGCGUUCCGACUACGACGAGUCGCGCGACGACCCUGAUCACGACGACCACGUCCUCUGCCGCGACUUCGAGUACGGCCGCCUCUGGGACGGGGCAGGUUCGUUGGGGCCAGUGUGGUGGGAUUGGUUGGACCGGCCCGAGUACUUGCCAGUCGCCUUGGGUCUGUACGAAGUCGAAUGACUACUACUCUCAAUGUCUCUGA